Messenger RNA from Mesorhabditis belari, 2121 nucleotides. The record is from the annotation of a GenBank genome assembly. Lineage: Eukaryota; Metazoa; Nematoda; Chromadorea; Rhabditida; Rhabditidae.
AUGAUGAGAAGAGCCGAACCGCCACCUAUCAAAGAGAAACAUUUGAAUGAAGAGGACGAGGAGGAGGAGGAGGAGUUGAAGGAAGAUCUCGAUGACGAAGGAGUGAUUGAGGAAAUCGACGAGGAGAUCAUUGAUGAGGACAUCGAGAUGGACGAAGAGGAAGAAGAGAUCGAACUAAUGAGAAGCGAGGGAAUGGUCGAUGUUUUGGAGGAGAAGAUUCGCAGGGAUUACGCGCUAAAAUCACUCGCCGGCAUCACGCUCAGCUCUCGGAAAUGCGCCGGCGAAUCGCCGAACAACACCACCACCGAUGAGGAUUAUUCUUCAACAUCAUCUGUUGACGGUCAUCGAUCGAAUGAGGGAUCGCUAAGUCCGCCUAGUGGAUCGCAGCUUUCCUCAUCCGGUUCAUUCUCCUCUGGAAAAAGUAAAUCCACUCCGAACUCGAAUCCCCUCCGACAACCGCACGAGAAAAAGCAUAAAUGUGAGACUUGUGGAAAGGCUUUCUCAUAUUUAUCAAUUCUUGAAUCACACAAGAGAUCGCAUACCGGGGAAAAGCCAUUUAAUUGCCGAUUUUGUGACAAGAAAUUCGCUCAAAAAGCGACAUUGCAAGUGCAUGAGAGGACGCAUACAGGCGAAAGACCGUAUAAAUGCAAAUUUUGCUGCAAAACAUUUGCCCAGUAUGGGACGAAGACCGUUCACGAGAAGAGUGCUCAUUUGGGGAUUCGAAAUUACAAAUGCCCAAUGUGCGAGAAGAAUCUCAGCUCACCGUCAGCUCUCUAUACCCACAAGAAGACACACGGCGAGAAAGUCUUUCAGUGUGGUUUUUGCCCAAAAACAUUCACAUUGAAGAACUACUUGAAAUUGCACGUGAAACAAGUGCACGAGCAGAACGAGAGGAAACACGUUUGCGUGCAUUGUGGCAAGAGUUUCGCCUAUGCGGGAAGUCUACAAGUUCACAUUCGAACGCACACCGGCGAACGGCCAUACAUAUGCAAAUUUUGUCCUAAAGCUUUUGCAUCACAAGGGAAUCUGCAAUCGCAUGAAAGGACGCACACUGGCGAGAGACCGUAUGGGUGUAAGAUGUGCGAGAGGACCUUCAUUCAAAAAUCUCAAUUGACCGCUCAUGAAGUGACGCACACCUCGCCGACUCCUCCCACCUCAAAGAAAUCGUCGUUCAUCGGAUCUCCCACACAAACGUUGGAAAGAGAUUGUCCCGCGUGUGCGAAACGAUUCGCGUAUGGGUCGAAUUUAUGUCCCUUCUGCGGAAUGACUUGCCCACCGCUUCCUUCAUUGCAAAUCCAACAUCGACCUUUGGCUGGCGAGAAACCAUACAAAUGCGCAGGUUGCGGGAAAGGCUACGCGCAAAAGAUCGGUCUUCGUCCUCAUUGGGAACAAUGUGAACAAUACCAAGCAUUGGGCAGAGAUUCAUCCGAAUCCCCGAUAAACGUCGAAACGGAUUCCGACGGCACGAUGGAGGAGAGUCCGAUGAAGGGCAAAGAUUCCAUUCCGAAUAUCUACUCCAGUGUUUAUGAUCCGUCAUCAUUCACGCUGCCGGUGAUCCCGCAAUCUCCGCUGAAGCUUCCAAUUGGUCUCCCCCGUCCACUUCCACUUCAAAUUCCGCCAUCAAACUAUGGACCGAUCUCAGCGAGUAAACCACCAUUUUCGGCUGAGUGCUCACUCGGCGACCCGUUCCCCUUCUCCACUCGAUCCCUGCAAUCAGCCACCGCUCAACUAGCUGAUGCACUCGCCGCUGCUCUUCCCAACACUCCAUCCUCAACAAUUGCCCCAUCUCUUCCUGGAUCGAUGCCACACACUCCCACAAUGCCCUCCCUUGAUCCAUCCCUCUUAGCGUCAUUACUCGGCGGACAAUCAACCAUUCCACAACUGCAACUACUUUUACAGUUACAACAAUCUCAAACUGAAGCCCUCGUUCAACAGCUUUUACUAGGCUCUCUUCCAUCCCCAUUGCUGACAAUGGCGCCACUCGGGCUCAAUCUCGGAUCGCUUAGCGGGAAUGCUGGCGCACUCCUCUCCAGCCUGCCCGCUCCCACUCCGGUGAAGCCGGACGCAGCCGUCGCCGCUUCGGCUCUCCUUCAACUCUCGGCGCAACCGCAGAUUCUUUCA